Morone saxatilis (striped sea-bass) is the source of this 5634-nucleotide messenger RNA. It is a transcript of the gene snx19a, whose product is annotated as sorting nexin 19a. Bases 841 to 3570 code for a protein of 909 amino acids. The record is from RefSeq and is a predicted model, not a curated record. The transcript is spliced from 17 exons. Lineage: Eukaryota; Metazoa; Chordata; Actinopteri; Moronidae. Gene Ontology annotation, cellular component: intracellular membrane-bounded organelle; early endosome membrane. Gene Ontology annotation, molecular function: phosphatidylinositol binding.
UCAUACUGUGCUGUUCUGAGCUGUCUAUGCCUCUCUCUGUUUGUAUUCGCUGGGAGUCAGCAUGCACCUGUGGUCUCUCUCAUUUCAACUGGUUGUUUAUCAAUGCUGUCACGUUAGCAGCUCGUGCAGCAGUCAGCAGGAGAGAAGUAGAACUGGACCUGGUAGAUUCAAAAUACCAAAAACUCAGAGCAAAGGAAUUGUGUUUGGGGAGUUUCUGCCUCCAUCUUGAGACGAAAGAAAUCUGAGGAACAAACUUGCCUGGCUGGAAUGAAGGACUGACAGCAAGCAGACUUGUGUGGAAAAGGGUGGCUGUAUGAACUUCUGCAGUGGACAGAAAGCAGUAACCAAGUUCCCUCUGGUUUUUUGAUUUAUACUGAAACAUUGGCCUACACUACUCCUCAAGCCUGACUCCAUCUGAUUCCAGAGGAUUCGUGUGCCCUACCGAAUGAGUGAGCUCUGAGCCAGCCAUCGUAUUUCUGAGACCAACAGCAAUCAACAACCCUCCUUCAGAGAGGCGCGUUUCCAAAGUCUUUUGGAAGAUCAGGAUGGGAAAACUCACAACAUGGAGAAGACAGAGGGGAAGCUGGAGGGAUUCUACAUUACACGACCUGGGUUGGAGACCAGAGGGAUGUGCUGCUUGCUGUGUUUGUUUGCUGGCAGGUCAAGUGGACACCUAACAGUUAGCUGUCCAUAUGGACUGUGUGAGUGUGUCUAUCUCGACCUGCAGACUGAUCCAGAUAAUCUUUGUAGGAUUAAAGCCAUGUCCCAGAGGAGGAAGACAUACUACACUGCCUGCAUUCGUCUUAUAAAGCUCCUGCAACCUUUCAGCUGCUGACUGUAAUGCCUCCCACAAAGACCUCUAACCACUGGACGUUAUCAGAGCUCCUUGGACAGCCGAGGCUGUUAGGGUUCGGAGCUCUGCUGACAUGGUUGGUCCUCUUCCAUCUCCUUGUGAACGUUUGGCUCCUCUGCAUCUUCACCAGUCUCUUGGUGGUACUCGGGGGUUGGCUUGGGUCCCGUGCCGUACUAGAUGCAAACAGCCUUCUCCACUUGGAACACUUUUUGCCUCUUGGCAAAGUGAACCCACCUCUGUAUUUACCUGAACAUGAGUGGAGGUUGAACCAUGAGAUCCACAGUGCUGUCCACAAAGCGGUGCGUGACUUUGUGUCCUCGUGGUAUCGCACUCUGCUGCCAGAGGUGGAGGGGGAGUUUGAACGAGCGGUGCGUAAUUCGAUGCUGGAGUCAGUAAUGGAGCUGAAGAGGCGUGCUCAACAAGUGGACAGAAAAGCCCUGGUUCAACGGCUGCUAGAGCUAUAUGGCUGUCACCUGCAGAACUACAUGGUGGCAAGACAGAGACAGUCAACACAAAAGAAGAGUAUUAGUCUCUGGCAGCUCUACAGUGAAGUAGAAACCCAUCACCCAGCUGUGAGCAGUGCAGUCACAGAGCUCAGCUACUCAAGAGCUCUAGUUAACCUCGUCUUAAAUGUGCUUGUUCCAUACCCUCAGAUGGAAACCAGGACUGGAGGUUACGUGAUUACAGAACUCAUCACCUGCAACAUGCUGUUACCGCUCAUAAGCAGGGUAUCUGAUCCCGACUGGCUCAACCAGACCAUUGUAGACAUAAUCACCAGAUCCAGAGAACCACAGGAAAUCAGUGUGGAAGAGCUCCCAGAGGCUGCACUAUACAGAUGUCAGCUCCAGCAGGAAUCCUGGACCACGUGCAAGUCCCUGUCUUCUUCUGAUCUUACCAGCCAAAGCACCUCUGAAGUCGAUGAUCUACAGAGCCAGAGUACACUCUGUGAGAAGGAUUCCUCACAGAGCAGCAUGGUUAGCCUGAUGUCUGCUGGGAAAGUAGAAAAUUGCCAUACAGGUUUGCUCACACCAUGCAAAGUGAACUGCUGUUCACUCACAUCUGACCGUUACUCCCACUCACCAGAGUCCAAAAUGAUUUCACUAGACUCCCUAAUUCACUCAGACUCUGAAGAUGAGCUGACAGGAGGCUUUUGUGACUGUGGUCCUCCAACAAACUUCUGCAACGUGAUCACUGCGAAGGAAGAUGAGGCCCCCGGCUGCUUCGGCCCUCUGAAAACACUUGCGUUGAAGGUGGCGGUGCCCGAGGACUCCCAAUGGCCGGCGGGUAUAGCCCAAGAGAAAUCCCCAACUUGUCCUCCAAGAAGACUUUGUCUAACCACUUGUAACUUUGAUACCCCCAAUAACCAAGCUGCAUCUUUGAGCAUCCAGAAUGUGCAAAUUUCUGGCACUGUCACUGCGAAGGAACAGCGUGGCACAGGCUCUCAUCCCUAUACGCUCUACACUGUGCAGUUUGAGACAGUGGCUGAAGCUGAAAACAGUGACUCCCUGAAACUGGUGUCCUGUCACACUGUUAACCGGAGAUACAGCGAGUUCCUCAACUUGCAAACACGUUUAGAGGAAAAGCCUGAAGUCAAGAAAGUUAUCAAGAAUGUCAAAGGUCCAAAGAAAAUGUUCCCUGACCUCCCAUUUGGCAAUGCCGACAACGACAAGGUCGAAGCUCGUAAAAGCCAACUGGAUACUUUCCUUAAACAACUGAGCAGUAUUCCCGAGACAUCCAACAGUGAGGACAUGCAGGAGUUUAUGGCUCUAAACUCAGAUGUUUGCACAUAUUUUGGAAGAAGGCCGUUUGUCAAGUCAAGAAUUGAUAAGAUGAUGGAAAAUGCUUUAGACACCUUGAAGACAGCUUUCCCUCAUCCUGAGCCCCUCAGUCCAACAGAAGAGCUUGAAGGAGAUGCUGAUGGAAGAACAAUGGACAACAGAAAGUACAGGAGGCUUAUGUUCCCAAGCAAAAUCUCCCCAUCUCUCAAUAUACCUGACCUACAUCCUAAAGUGACAUACUGCUUUAGUGAAGGCAGUGCUGUCCUCAAUGGCAUGUCACUGUCUAGCCUGGAGAGCUUUGUCGAAGAGCAGGAAAGACUUUUAUGUGGGCUGAAUGGGAAAGAGACAUCGAAACAGAGCUGUGAGCCGCCUGGCAAAGACAAGAAGACCUCAGGGAAGACUCAUGGGACAGAUACAGCUGUGGCAGAUGUUGCUUUGAACAUUUUGUGUCUGCUGAUGAAGGACCAGUGGAGUUGGCUGUGCACAGAGAACAUACAGAAGACCAUCAGGCUGCUCUUUGGUACCUUUAUUGAGAGGUGGUUGGAUGUAGGAGUUGCCCACCUUACCAGUGCCCCCUGUUGGGUUAUUUACCUACAAGUGCUGCAGGAAGCUGUAUGGCCAGGCGGCACGCUGCCUGCCCAACCACGGCCAGAGCGUAGUGCUGCAGAAAGAGAGGAAACAAAAGAGCAAUGUCUGGACUGUCUAAUGCAGCUGCUUCCAGAGCUUAUCACUGACAUGCUGGGAAGUGAAAAGUACAGACUGAGCUUGGAGACCAUGCUGGAGUCUUUACAGGACCAUCAGAUAAACAAGCAUCUGAUCUACUGCAUGUGUGACCUGCUGCUGGAGUUUCUGAUCCCUGAGUCGUGUGAUGACGCCUUCCAGAGGUCUCUGCUGCUAAACCUGGCCAAAGACGCAGAGAAAGACAAUCCUCACAUGUGAUUAGCACAUGAUAACACUCUGCUGCCUCACAGUUGUAAGCAAUUGGUGGAUAAUGAGCAGAAUAUGUGUGUAUUGUGAUGUAUUCAUAAUGACCUGUUGUCUCUGGAGUCCACUGGGUGAUGACUGGGAUGACUGUGUGCAGUCACAUUAGAAUUACGUGGCUUCAUCUUGUUUCGGGAAUUCAUAAUAAACUCCCAUUCCUUCUGACACUGGGUAUCAUAAAGAUGAGAAGGAUGAAAAGUGUGUUUAUAUUUUUGACACAGUCAUAUGGUCUGUUCUUGUUUAUCGUUUUUAUUGAUUCAUUCAUCAAGAUUUUUAUGUUGCACAAGCCUGGUGAUAUUUUUUAUAUUUCUAAAUCCUCACUUGCUUUGUUGAACUGUUUGAGGGCUUUAAAAUAUAUUCAUUAUAUAAGAUUUUAUAUAAGGCUUUUAAUCUAUCCUUUAUUCAAGUUCGGUAUCUUACACUUCUCAAUGCAAUUAGUGCCUUCAGCUGAGCACUGUGAUAGCUAUCAGUGAAACCAGCUGUGUGAAGGAGGGGUUAAAGCUAUACUGUAUAUGAUUUAGUUCCUGUCAGUUUCACAAAGAAUCUGAUUAACUCUGAUGAUCAUCUGAUAGUUUAGAUUGAUAUAAUUUAAAAAACUGAUGCCCUGAAUCAGUAAAUGUAUUAAAUGUAAGAGCUGAAUCCUCAUUUCUUCAUAUAAAAUGAUUGUCACACAGAUGUUAUUGUGUUUGGUGAGGUGUUUUAUCUGUAUUUACUUCUCCACUUCUCCAAACUAUGAGUGUUUUCCUACUCGUAAUCCAGUUUUGAUGAGCAGAUUCAAGCCAGAAUUUGUGCACAUACGCUCUCACUAAUGAGAGGUAGCCAUUCCAAGUUCAACAUGUUACAGAAAACCACAUUUUAAAUGAGGUUCUUCUAUUUAGAUUAAAGUUUAAUCUGGUUCUCAUACUCUCUUGAGUGUUGGUUGUAACUUUUAACUUUUGGUCUGAUGCUAAGGUAACUUUGUUCAGUGAAUAGACAACAUGUAAGGUCAUCAGAAAACUUUCAGUAUGUUCACUUAUGCCGAACAACCAGGGACUGUUUGCACACUGCUACUCAGGUUAUCUAUUUUAUUUUGAUAGUGUGUUUUCAUUAGUGUGUCUAUACAAGAGCAUAUUUCAUUCUAGCACAUAUAUUUAGUUUUUUGCAUAGUGUAGCUUUAAAGUAAAACUUGUCACAAUAAGAGUUUGUAUUGGCUGUGACGUUUUCAACAACUGUGUGGGAACCAUCCUUGAAUGAAUGAAUCAGUCAGAGCUUCAUACUGGGAGUACUAUGUGUGAAAAGAGUUUAAGAUUUGACUCGUGUGCUUUCAAUAAUGAUUCCACCAAGAUCCCAGACUGAAAUUUCAUCAAUAAAAGAGGAUUUAGCAAAGUGAGUGCCGGCGGUGUUAUAGUCUUCCCAUGAUCUUUUGAUCCUGAGCUGCCUUUGAAAAAUACUCACUGCUUCAUAGACAGUCUAUUCUCUUUGAUGAGGCUGCAAGAGUGUGAAAGAUUAACACCUCUCCGCAUGAGUUAUUAAAGCGCGGUGAAAAAUUUUCCUUUUGAAUUUGACUUAAGUAGCAAAUUUAGAGAAAAGUGGAACUAAAUCUCCAGCAUCGAUGACGUGUUUCCAAAUGGCAACAUAACUCAGUUUAACAUGAAAAACAUUUUCUCCCCCAGAUAUACAAAGCAAUGUUUGCUCAAAUUCAUUAAAUUCACAUUAUUUUUGUCCAUUUCAGGACCUCCAAUACUAUACAAGCAUUGGCAAAACUUCAAGUGGAACUAAGAUUGAGAUUCUGGGAUAUAUAAUAUACUAUGCCAAUGCAGUAUUGGCAUUUAUGCUUUGUAAAAUUAUGGUUGUUAAGUAUGUCAGUCAAAAUUAUCUUAAACUAUAUAUAUAUACAUUAUAUUUCAGCCUGAUAGAAAUCCAUCUUAAUUGUGCUAAACAGCAGUGUCUCGCUGUGUGUCCUUUGCAAAAUGAAAACACUGUCCGCCAGUGUGAUAAUAUUUCUCAGGACACUUUUCAUAGAGCCGGUCUUGACCGUACUCA